GCUGCUCUGAAUAUUACACAUCGCGGAUAGGAAAAGUUUUAAACAAUUCGAAACUAAGAUAUUGUAUAAUAUUUGUGCUAACAGUGCAGAACUCUAAAACACUGUCGGUCGUCUUAUUUAUUUAUUUGAUAGUCUCAUUUACAAUACACAUUUGUCAAAACGAACAUCGUGUUCCCUGUCUUCUCGUACCCCACAAAAAGCCGAAAGUGUUAAUUAGCCAAAUUCUGUAUAUAUAUACAUACAUAUCUGCAUAAAUGUAUAUAUAAAUUUAUAUAUACAUUUGUAUGUGUGGGUGUAUGCAUGUUGUAAAGACAUGCAUAUGGCUGUGUUUUUGUCAUAUUAAACGUUGAAGCUGCUGCAACUAAGAUAUCUUGACUGUUACAGACGCCUGAGACGAAAUAUCAGGGCGUAGCCUUAUCAAGCAAACAAGUUGCCAGUUUAAAAAGUGAGUAAGUUGCACAUUUGGUGGGACUGUUAUGAAAACCGUCAGAGAUUAGACGGACAAGCUUUGCUUAGUUGCUCACAGGCAGCACAACUGCUAUAACUACAACUACAUCAUUAAUAACAACUACGACACCGCCUUGCACCACACCGCUGUGAACAAACGCCGAUGCUGCGCCAGAGCAACAGCUGGAGACAUAGUCAGAGCCAGAGCCAGAGGCAAUUGCAAUUGCAAUUGCAAUUGCAGAUGCAGAUGCAUUUGCAGUACGUCUAACUACGCGCCGCUCGACACAACAGAGCUCCGCCACAACAGCGCCAGCAGCAGCAACGGCAGGAACAGGAACAGCGGCGGCGUCGGUCGAUCUACACUUAAACAUCAAUAUUUAGAUCAAUAUAUAUAUAUAUAAAUAUAUAUAUAGACACACUCAGAUAUACACAUUCAUACACACAUACAUUAAAAACACACACCGACAGUGACAUAGUGUGAGGGUGAUAGAGGUCUUUAGAGAGAGCGAGUGUGUGAGAGAAAAACAAAUAGAGAGAGAGAGUGUGUGUGUGUGUGUGUGUGUGUGUGUGAUAGAAGGAGAUACAGAGAAAUCAGAAGGAGCGUAAACGCUGCCCAGCACACAAAACGCCCAUUUGAAUGGAUCCGUGUGUUGGCUGGUUUCAGGAGGAACAGGAGGGACCAGCGCUGCGCACAUGGUUAAAGAUUUGGGAAACGAGUUCCCAGGAAAUGGGUCCACUUCUAGAGCAACAGCUUCAGCAAAGCAACAACAAUAACAACAGCAGCAACAACGGAAAUAGCACCAGCAACAACACCGGCAACACCAGCAACAACAACAACAACAACAAUACCAAUAACAGCAGCAGCAGUACUAGUAGCAAUAACAGCAGCAGCAGCAACAGCAGCAGCACCAACGCAGCAUCUAGGAUUGUUAACAACGAUUCUACGAUCAGUCUACGCGAUCCCGACUCAUUACAAAUUCUUCUUCAGCAGUUGAACGAGCAGCCAUCACGGCACGGGAACAACAACAACAACAACAACAACAACAGCAGCAGCAGCAUUAACGGAGGCAAAAGCUCUAGCAACACGUCCAUCGAUUCAACAUCGAACAACGACAAUAACUCACCAGCGAGUAAUAGCAGCAGCAGCAGUAGCAGCAUCAGCGCCAGCGCGAACAGUAGCAACGUGACACCAUCAGCAGCAGCAACUGCAGCAACCGGCACUGCUGCAGCAACGCCAACAACAGCAACGGCAACGGCAGCUGUGAGCAGUACAACGACGCCGACCGGUGGUGAUAGUGCCACCGUUACCUCCACCACAACCACUAGCAGCAGCAGCAGCAACAACACCACCACCAGUAGCACCACCGUGACCACAAACACGAAUAGCAACAGCAGCAGCAGCCGAAGCAGCAGCACCAAUUAUAUAGCCAAUCCCGCGUCAAAGGUGCCGCUGCACGAGCGCGCCAACACCUAUUACAAUCCUUCGCGCAGGAAACGCGUCGUGGACAACAAGUCGAGCACUCUGAAUCUGACCAAGCACGCCGACAUGAUUGCCAAAUACAAGGGCUGCCCGUGGCGUGUGCGCGACUAUCAGUACGGCAAGGGCAUCAUUGGACUGCACGAAGAGAUCGAUCAUUUCUAUCAGUAUGUCCUGCCCACGGCCUGCGAGCAUGCGAUACGCAACGAAGUGGUCAAGCGCAUCGAAUCCGUUGUCCAUUCCAUAUGGCCGCAGGCCGUGGUCGAAAUUUUUGGUUCCUUUCGCACCGGCCUCUUUCUGCCCACCUCCGACAUUGAUCUCGUGGUACUAGGCCUUUGGGAGAAGCUACCGCUGCGCACUCUUGAAUUCGAGCUGGUUGCGCGCGGCAUCGCCGAGGCGUGUACGGUCCGUGUGCUAGACAAGGCGUCCGUCCCGAUCAUUAAGCUGACGGACCGGGAGACACAAGUGAAGGUCGACAUAUCGUUCAAUAUGCAAUCGGGCGUGCAAUCAGCAGAGCUGAUCAAACAGUUUAAGCGCGACUAUCCGGUGUUGGGGAAGCUGGUCCUGGUGCUAAAGCAGUUCCUACUGCUGCGCGAUCUCAACGAGGUGUUCACCGGCGGCAUCUCAUCGUACUCACUGAUACUCAUGUGUAUUAGCUUCCUGCAACUGCAUCCGCGUGGCAUUUACCAUGACACGACGAAUCUGGGCGUGCUACUGCUCGAGUUCUUUGAGCUGUACGGACAGAGCUUUAACUACAUUAAUAUUGGUAUUUCGAUCAAGAACGGCGGCCGCUAUAUGCCCAAGGACGAACUGCAGCGGGACAUGGUCGAUGGCCACAGGCCGUCACUGCUCUGCAUCGAGGAUCCUCUGACGCCCGGCAACGAUAUCGGACGCAGCAGCUACGGUGCCCUCCAUGUGCGUCAGGCCUUCCGAUGCGCUUUCAGUGUGAUCAAUAAUGCUGUGAGCGAAUCCAAUCUCUGGGGCAACGAUGUGCGUGAGACGUCCAUCUUGGGUCGGAUAAUUCACAUUACCGAUGACGUCAUUGACUAUCGCGAAUGGAUACGCGAGAACUUUGAAUAUCUAACGGCCAUGGAUCCGAUGUCGUCGCUGCCCACCUACGCCAAUGGCGCUGCCAAGUAUGUGAUCUUGCCAUCUGGCACCGUGGUGCAUCAGAUAUAUCAUCCGGUGCUGCAGCCGCAUACGUUGACGCAGACAUAUCAUACGGCAGCUGUGGCGGCAGUGACAGCGGCUGCCCAGCAGCAGCACCAGCAGCACCAGCAACAGCACCAACAACACCAGCAGCAACAGCAACAACAGCAGCAGCAACAGCAGCAGCAGCAACAUCAGCUGCAGCCGCAGGGCCAGCUGGUUGGCAAUCUGAACAACAUGUCGGCGCUGCGUCACCGGCGAGGCAGCACCUCAUCGGCGGAAGACAGCGAGGAUAGCAAAGACUGUGAGGUUGGCGACCGGGAUAGAGAGUCGCUGACUGGCAUCGGGAUCGGGCAGCAGGCAAUGGAAAUAAUUGACAUCACCGCCUCGCCGCCGAACGGACUGGAAGUGACAGCGAUGCCAGUGACCGUGCCCAAGCCGAUUAUGGUGGCGAUCAGCAAUAGCUCGUUGUCGGGCUCGUCGCCAGACGUGGAGCAGCUACGAGAUGCCCCGGCGGAAGUACUGGAGGAUCACGCAGUAAACCAAUGCCAUGUCUACACCACCACCAGCAGCACCACAACCAGCCACGUCCAAGCCAUCUGCAACAGCAAGCCCAUCAGCAGCAACAUCAUUAGCAGCACCAGCACCAUCACCAGCAGCAGCAGCAGCAGCAGCAGCAGUGGUGGUGGUGGUGGUGGUGGUGGAGGUGCUGGCGGCAACAGCAACACUGCGACGCGAAGCUAUGGCCAGCAGUCGGUGGGUCAGCGCAGUCACAACAAUUCGUAUUACCGCCAGCCGCUCUAUGUGCCACCGCCGUUGCAGCAACAGCAGCAGCAGCAGCAACAACAACUGACCAAGACCAUUUCCAAUGUGCAGCAGAGCAGCUACAACAGCCAUCAUGUCCACCAGCAGCAACGGCCGCAGCAUCUGCGACUGUCCAGCAACAAUAGUAGUAGUGCUAAUACUGGCAGCACUACCUUUCAGCAGCAUCAUCACCCACUCCAUCAGCAACAGCAUCAUCAUCAGCAACAACAGCUCCAUCUCCAUCAGCAGCAACUGCAGCAGCAACAGCAACAGCAACAGCAGCAUCGUAGGCAUUUUCAAACAGGCGUAUCUAAAGCGGUAGGUUCGCCCACAGUAUCAUCAUCCUCCUGCACAACAGCUGGCGCCGCAGCGAUCGUGCUUAGCUGUAAUAGCAGCAGCAGCAGCAGCAGCAACAGCAGCAACCAUAGCGGCGGCCACAGCCGCUUGCAGCAAAUGCGCGAUACGCGCCUGGUUAACUCAUCCUCCUCAAUCAUUUCCAUAUCGUCUGAAUCCUCAGUUGGCAGUUCCAGUUCGUCGCCCCGUUCCCCACGCUGCGCUUCUGGUGGUGAAUCCGCUGACUCGGCUUCCGGCCAGGUGGCUACAGCAGACGAUCGCUAAGGAGGAUACUCAAAUGCUAUUCUAAUAUUCCAAAACUCUGGUUCAGGCAAGCAAAGAAGCCAGCGUGAGUGAGAGGGAUAGAAACAGAUAUUUAGUCCAGGCGGGUCGAGACAAGUUGAGAUAACAGAGACAGAAAAUGAGAUGGAAAGAGUGAGAUAGCGAGAUAGCGAGAAAUGGCAUAGUCCGUCAUGUGCAUUAAUCUACAAAUAGCUGCGUGCGUCAAGAAUAUUAUGAUAGCGACUAU
Drosophila mojavensis is the source of this 4739-nucleotide messenger RNA. It is a transcript of the gene Trf4-1, whose product is annotated as non-canonical poly(A) RNA polymerase protein Trf4-1. The coding region runs from base 1085 to 4495 and encodes 1136 amino acids. The transcript has 5 exons. The record is from RefSeq and is a predicted model, not a curated record. Lineage: Eukaryota; Metazoa; Arthropoda; Insecta; Diptera; Drosophilidae. Gene Ontology annotation, cellular component: nucleolus; TRAMP complex. Gene Ontology annotation, molecular function: poly(A) RNA polymerase activity; mRNA binding. Gene Ontology annotation, biological process: RNA 3'-end processing.